Molecule: messenger RNA, 643 nt
Organism: Drosophila grimshawi
Lineage: Eukaryota; Metazoa; Arthropoda; Insecta; Diptera; Drosophilidae
Exons: 4
Coding region: 24-530 (168 amino acids)
Source: RefSeq, a predicted model, not a curated record
AGUGCUGCAGCAGAACACUUGAGAUGCUAAAGGUCUCACUGCUUUUGGCAUUUUAUGUCACUUUCUUAAGGACAGCCGCUCAAACAAACGCGCUCGAAUGCUACGCUUGCAGCUACUUGCUUGGCCAGAGUGAUGCCACCUGCCUGACAAAUGCCAGCGCUGUGCGUGCCCUCAACUGCACCAAAAAGUAUUGCCUCACAGUGCGGCAAGAAGCGAUUCAUAAUGGGAACAAAGUCAUUUCCUUUCUACGUGACUGCCAAGAUAAGCCGGUUAUACUGAACGGAGUUAAGACAGACGAUUCUUUUCGCUUCUACUAUCGCUCCUGCCAGCAAAAUCUGUGCAACGGACACAACGGACGCGUCUCCAACUCGAGUGGUGGAGGUGGCGGUGGCGGUGGAGGGGUUGGAGCACUGGGUGGCAAUCACAAUGCCAUUAUACCUGGAAAAAAUGGUUGCUUAGGAUCUAGACCAGACAGCGUUUGGUUGAGAUUGUUGUUGCUGCUGAUGCCUGCUGCUGCUGCUACUUGGUAACUGUAAUUAGCAUUAAAUGGAUGCGAUGAAAAAUGUCUUAAGGACAAGGCAGAUUAUAAUCCUAAUGUCUACCAGAGAUGAAAAUAAAAUGCCGACAGCGGCCAAUUAAAACA